This is a messenger RNA of Lindgomyces ingoldianus, 663 nucleotides long. Its product is annotated as putative copper homeostasis protein. The record is from RefSeq and is a predicted model, not a curated record. Gene Ontology annotation, molecular function: copper ion binding. Lineage: Eukaryota; Fungi; Ascomycota; Dothideomycetes; Pleosporales; Lindgomycetaceae. The transcript has a single exon. Bases 1 to 663 code for a protein of 220 amino acids.
AUGCUCGAGAUCGCCUGUUUUAAUGCCUCAUCAGCAGUGGCUGCCGCGAAAGCAGGUGCUGAUCGAAUAGAACUCUGCGUAGACUAUACUGCUGGUGGGACAACACCGACGCAGGACUCUCUUCGCGAGACUCGGGUAAAGAUAAACAUACCCGUCAAUGUCAUGAUCCGUCCACGGUCAGGCAACUUUAUCUACUCGGAGGAGGAAUUCAAACAGAUGAGUUUAGAGAUCCAAAUGCUCAAGCCAGCUGCAAGUGGCUUUGUUUUCGGAAUUCUGGAUGACCAGAACCAUGUCGACUUGGAGAGAAACCGAGCAUUAGUUGGAUUAGCAGCACCUCUUCCCUGUACAUUCCACCGAGCAUUCGAUUUGGUGCCGGAUUUCCACGAAGCAACGGAGAACAUCAUUACAUGCGGUUUCAAGUCCAUACUUACGAGUGGAGGAAUGGCGGACGCGGUUUCCGGAGCCGGUGUCGUUGGUGAGCUUUGGAAGAAUUUCGGAGAUAGGAUCGACUUUAUACUUGGCGGUGGCGUUCGUUCCACGAAUGUUGAAUCUCUGAGACAGACGAAGAUCAACUGGUAUCAUUCAGCAGCUAUUACAAAACCAGGCGAAGAAGUCGACGAGGAGGAGGUGGUGCAGCUUCAGACCGCCCUCAAACGGAAAUGA